This is a messenger RNA of Chironomus riparius, 1104 nucleotides long. NCBI's taxonomy places the organism in Eukaryota, Metazoa, Arthropoda, Insecta, Diptera, Chironomidae. The record is from the annotation of a GenBank genome assembly.
AUGACGAAAAUUUCAAAACAAAGUUUGAGAGUCAAAUCCAAAAAGUGGAUCAGUAAACUUCCAAAGCACGUAAAGAUGUCAAUUUCCAACAAAAAGUUCUCAUCCAAAAAUGAAGACAAGCUGCCAAUGUUGCCACCAUCAUCAGAUGAUGAUUCAUAUGAUGAAUUAUCGCCAAUUGAGGAAGAACACUGUUCCUCGUCAAAUUCUGGUGCAUCAGAUUCUUCCCAAAGAAAAUAUGGAAGUACAUUCUUGGGAUCAAGUUAUUCAUCAGUAUCAAGUGAAGUAAGCAGCAGCAAGAAUCUGAAUGAAGAAUAUGGAACGCCAACAGACCAUGAAUUUAGUGAUCUUGAAGCAAAGACUGAAUCGGAUAGUUCUGGUAAUAGUUUAAAAUCAAUCAAAUCAAAAACUUCUUGCCGAGCCCUCCGCAAUUUUCAUGCAGUUAUUGAUUUCGACGAAAUUGAAGUGGAUGAUCAGCAUGAAAAUGAACAGGGCACAACAACCCACAACGAUGCAAGUCAUGAGAAAGAAACAAAAGAUGGUGAACUGAAUAAUACUAUCGUUGAAUCAGUGACUAUUAUUCAGCACAUAGCAGAAGUGCAUGGAGAAUUUAUUGAGGAUACCUUAGUUGAAGUUGACGAAGAAGUUCCUUUCGAAGCUAUAUUGAGUGGAUUUACAGAAAGAAUUCGAGAUGAUGUAAACGAAGGACAUCAUCCAAAUAUCUACGAAAUUUCACCAAGUGAAACCGUCAAUGAGCUUCUAUCAACAAUCAUCAACAUGAUUGGCUUAAAUCGCAGCAAAACAUUCAUGUUUGUAUUGAUGAACUUAUCGCUCAUAGCUGCAAAUGCUAAUCAACUCAAGCACCUUCUUAAUUCUAAGGAAAGAAACCUGAUAUUUUAUAUAAGCUUAUCGCUUCUUGCUGCAAGCUUCUUCUUUCAAUUGCUAGCAAAAAUUUGUUCAAUUAUAUCUUGUGGAAACUAUAAUUCAGACUAUUCUGAGCAUUUUAAGAGGAUGGAAUGCCUUCGUAAAUUUACGACGUUUCUUACUUAUAUGAUUUUCUGUGCUAAUGUUGUGCUGACAGGCAUAACAUUUGCUGAAUUUUUUUAA